This is a messenger RNA of Aphanomyces astaci, 1461 nucleotides long. RefSeq lists its product as hypothetical. The coding region runs from base 141 to 791 and encodes 216 amino acids. Lineage: Eukaryota; Oomycota; Saprolegniomycetes; Saprolegniales; Verrucalvaceae. The transcript has a single exon. The record is from RefSeq and is a predicted model, not a curated record.
GUACUACUACUAGUACUACUAGUCGUCACUUUGCGCCGCUUGAACGACGGCAUCGGGUGCGCAUGAAACGGCUUCGCGAGCUCAAUCCCGUCCAGAUCGUCCACUACGUACGGCGUGCGGGUGCGGGUGGUGGUGACUAGAUGGGGCGACUGGGGUCUUGUGGGCGGCCGGUGCUGCGUGGUGUUUUGGUUCUCUUUGUCGUGAUGACCCCGCAGCACCAGCAUCGCAGGAUCGACGUACCCGCCGCCAUAUGCCGACGAAGAAGCAGGGGUCGGAUGCAUCUUGGCGCGGUGGGCUGUGACGAGGUACGGAGAGUGCGGCGAUGUGGUCGUGGCCACGUACACUUGGGGCGCAUGAUCCCGUCGCAUGAGGUCUGCAGCAUGAUACACAUGCCCAAAGUCGCGGGACGGGGGCGCGUCGGAGGUCGGCUUGAGCUUGGCGCGGUGGGCGGUCAAGAGGAACGGCGAGUGCGGCGACGUGGGUCGGCGGACGGUAGAUCGGAGGGUAGUGGAGGUCUGUUGGUGCGCCCGGGACACCAAGUCUGGCAGGAGGACGCGGCUCGUAGGACUGUCGCCAUGAUGGCGGUCUUGAGUACUAGGACGUCCGUGGUCUGCGCACCGGAAGUGCCGCUUGGAAGACUGGAGGUCCGGGGACGUGGGGUGCGUCAGCUGAGGCAGCUUCUUCGCGCUCGAUGGAAGGAGCAGGUGGUACCCUUGAGUGCAGUCCUGGUCGAGGGUGGCGUUCGUACACUUGACGGGCGUCGCGGUGAUGUCGGGGGUCUUGUUGGCUGAAGGAUUGUCCAUGGUGGGGUGGCCUUCGUGUGACGACUUGAGUGGGGAGGUUUCCUCGCCUUGAACGGGUUCGUAUGCAGCGGCUUCAGAGGUCGUCUCGACCACAGUGGUGCACGCUUGGACUUGAAUCAACCCCUCGCUCGUAAUGAGCGCUGGCACUGCAACAACCUCGUGGAAAGGUGCAGGGUGGGCUUCCAGUGCCUCCAUGGCUCCUUCUUCUUGAUCGUCGAGAAGCGAGGGAUGCACGUCGUCACUGCUGGAGUGUUCGCUUUCUUCUGCAAUCGCACGCAUUGGUGAUGAUCCUUCUUCGCUACACAGCAAGGACGGACCGUCAUCGUGGACGGGAAUGUCGCAUGCGUUGGCUGGCUCAGACACCUCAGCAUGCUCUGGAGUUUCUUCGCUCGUCGCUUCUUCGACAUCGACGGGAGUCUCCCCCAUGUUUUCUUCGUGGGCUGCAUCGUCAUGAACUGGCUCGUCGUGCACGGUCGCCUCAGCAGGGUUACCCACGCUGUCGCAGGCGUUGAUGGUCGGCUCAGGCACCUCAGCAUGCCCAGGCUUAUCUUCGCUCAUCUCUUCUUCCAUCUCACGUGCAAGAACAUCCACCACCGCUUCUUCAAGGACUGCCGCCACCGUCGCCUCAGGUUGGUUUUCCAUCGUUGAACCGUGCGAU